AUGUCUCAAGGGGCCGUGCUGCGGCGCGCACUUGGAGCGCGCCCGCACUUCAUGCUUGCAUGGCUUGGUGGAAAUGUGGCGCGUCUACAUCAACAGCCAGUGCUCAAUGUGAGGGAAGCGCCGCAAACACAUAUCUUGUCGCUGCGCGAAGGAUGCCAGACGCGCGAUUUGGAGCAGGUGUGGGGCGCAUGGGAAGCACUGCAGUCGGAGAAUGCACUUGGGUGCUUGAAACGGCGCGACGACGCGAAUGUACUGGCACUGGUGCGCGCGAAUCUUGCCCUGGUCGCGCCUCCACGCCGUGAACAUCGCGGCGAUGCGCGCUCGCCCUCAUGGCACGACCGGUGCUUGGCAUGGGGCAUGUACGCUGCGCGCAGCCUAGAUCUUGCAAGUGUGCAGGGCUGGAUGUGCAUUGAGAUCCUGUGCAGAAAUGCUCCAGGCGCUAUUUCCAUUUUUGACGCAUACGUCGCGGCGCGUCGAAACGCAAUGGACCGCGAUGGUAUUUUGUACCUGGACGCGGACCCGCGCCGGCGGCGCCAGGUGCACGACGUACUCACCUUGCUCAUUGUAUCUUAUGCCGAAACGAACGAUUUGCAUUCACUCGUCACCACCAUGUCGUCGUUCGAAGUCGGCACGCACACGGAUCUUUUUUUCGACACGGCAGGUAUGCGGCGCCAGUGGCACAAGUACCUCUGGACGCAAGCAAGUGCGCCACAAACGCUCCUUCCGCGUGCUUUAGAGUUUGCAGCGCAUGCAGAACUAGCGCGCGGGCUUCUGGGCGGCAGUGGCGGCAACGGCGGCCCGAACCGUAUUGCACGACUGCUCGGCAGCGUAUUAGCGCGUGGCGAUAUUGUUUCUUUUUGGCGUCUUUUUCGCGCGGCAAUGCAUGCAGGCGUGCUGCCCGACGACGCUAUUAGCGCGCCAUGGCUUGUGCACCCUGGCGACACGCGCGCCAAUACAUUGCCGAGCUGGACAGAUAGCUGUUGGAGCGUAUGCAUUAGCGGCGUGCUCAGUGCGCGACGCGCGGAUCUUGCUGCGCAAGUAUGGGCAGCUCUCGCAGCGGUGCAGACCCAGUAUCGCGUGCCGCUCUCGGUAUGGAACGCGGUGCUUGAUGGGUACGCCAAUGCGGGCGAGUAUGAUGCAGUGCAAGCGACGUGGCGAGUCAUGACGGAUGGCGCAGACCCCGCCUUGAUUCCCAUGGCUCAUGGAAUUGCACUUGCGGUGAAAUACCCUGGAGAAGUGCCGGACGUGCCUUGCUAUACCACAAUGAUUGCCGCAAGCUUUCGCGCGCGCCAACUGCGCUCUGCACUGGCACUUUUUGACGAGCUGAAGCGCACACACACAGACAUUCCGGUGGAGACGUACAAUGCAAUGGUGCAUGGUCUUUGCAUUGUGCAUCGCAUGCAAGAGGCACAGGCUCUGGUUGCAAGCAUGGGCAGAAAUGGCGUGCCGCAACCGACGAUUGCGACGAUGAAUGCACUUCUCCGUGCACAAGCGCGCAUUCGCGAUACAGGCGCCAUGGCCGAAACGCUGCGUCGCAUCGCUGCAUUGCAGCUGUGCCCCGACGUGAUUACAUUUACCACGAUCCUCGACGCACUUUUGCGUGUCGCAGAUACGCCGCAGCGUGCUGAAGAUGCGGUGCAACAGGUUAUGCAGAUCAUGGGCUCGCUUCAUGUGCAGCCAAACUCGGUCACAUUUACAGCCAUGAUCAAGGCGUGCUUGUUUGUACGCAAGAGCGACGAUGUGCCACGGUUGCACGUAGCGCUGCAGCUGCUGCAUACAAUGUGCACGACGCGGUAUAGGCCGAAUGCGGUGACAUAUGCGGCCAUGAUUGGAGGUGUGUUACAGCAUGGCGAGCAUGUACGGCGCGCCGCGAUAGAGGACAAGAUCCCCGCGCUGUUUUUACGUGCGCCUCGUACUCUUAGCGCCGAGGUACCGCUGGAUGGACCUGGAGGGGAAAUGCGCCUUGCGCUUGUAUUUUGGGAGCAGAUGCGCGCGGCGCAAAUCACUCCGCCCCCCAGUCUGUACCACACGAUGCUGCAGGCAUUGCUCGCUGCGCAGGCGCCACUUUUCACUGCAGGCGUUGCGCUUGCGGACCAGUUGCUUCAUGCAAACGGCGCACUACUCCGCUUGAUUGCGCCCGGCGCAGCACAGGAUUCUAGCGCUGCGCCGCCUUCUGUGGAGAGCUGGCGCGUGGUGCUCGAUACGCUUCUGCGUUCCUAUGACACUGCAAAUGCGCCACAAGAAUCAAUCCUGGCCGUGCUGCGUGCUGCUGUAGCCUACUACGGUACGGUAGAGCAUUCAUUAGGCCCAUCCAAGCCCGGCCUUGCGCGUGCAGUAACAUCUGCGCGCGAGCUCGUGCUGCAUACAUCAUAG
Messenger RNA from Malassezia vespertilionis, 2373 nucleotides. RefSeq lists its product as uncharacterized. Bases 1 to 2373 code for a protein of 790 amino acids. Gene Ontology annotation, molecular function: protein binding. Lineage: Eukaryota; Fungi; Basidiomycota; Malasseziomycetes; Malasseziales; Malasseziaceae. The record is from RefSeq and is a predicted model, not a curated record. The transcript has a single exon.